AUGCCGGGACCAGUCAGAUUCGUAUGGCAUAAUCCUUCAGUCGGGCACGGCCAAGGUACAAAAGACCUGUCCACUCGAUAUCUCACAUCCAACUGCCCCGGCCUAACACGUCUUCUACUCAUCCUCGCUCUUCCUCCUGUGGCAAUUGGAUACGGCAUCCAUAGAGGCCUUAGCGCGCUCGAGGCACAAUAUCCCCCUCUUCCUCUUGAGCCAACAACUAGCAUCGCUCUUCGCACUCCACGGAACCCCGAAACUCAGUUUUGUGCAUAUACCGAUAUAUAUGCGGCUCGCGUACCAGUCAAAGCACUGCUGCCCCGAGCUCAAGUGACAGACGGCGUUUCUGAUCAGCUUAAAAGUACAAACUUCGAAAUCACUAGUGCGUGGGCUCGGGCGUUCAUAGGCAACAAAAUUCUCCGCACAGAAGGUAGCCUUGUUGGCCUUCUGGCUAAAGGAAAGUUUUCUCCAGGGGACACCGGCGAUACCCCUGCGGGAUUUGCAUCGCCUGAUGCGUCGGGAGAACCCCGUUCGCUUCUGAAUGGUGUGCUGGUUGUGGAGCGGCCGCCGUCGGAGGAUGAUAGGGAUGGGCUACUGGUUUCCUGGCGUAUGUCGGAUGAACCCCGUCGGUUCUUUGAGAAGAUCGCUCGCUGGGGGUAUCCGUGGCGGUUGCUGUCUGGUGGUCGUCAUGAGUUGAGCGUUUCGGAGCCCUCUGAUGGGGUGCGGUUUGCUUCCGCUCAUGACUACGAGAUCGUACCUGAGGAAGGAGAUCUGCAGCAUCAGAAGACGAUUCCCGGGUGGACGGGGAGACUUCAUCGGGGCUAUGCUCGGCUCUUGCUUGAUUGUGCUGUGCGAGAGCUGAAAAAGGAGUAUGAGAAGACUGGAAGCAGAUUGUAACCUGCUGAGACUGCAGGUAAGUAUGUUGGCUUCGUCUUAAAUCUUCAUUGCUCAAUCUACAUUAUAUAUACAUGAUCGCCGGUCUAUCGGGUUCAGUGUCUCUACCUGCGGCCUCUGUAUAUACUAUUAGCCAUAUUGAAG
Messenger RNA from Aspergillus novofumigatus IBT 16806, 1032 nucleotides. RefSeq lists its product as uncharacterized. The record is from RefSeq and is a predicted model, not a curated record. The transcript is spliced from 3 exons. NCBI's taxonomy places the organism in Eukaryota, Fungi, Ascomycota, Eurotiomycetes, Eurotiales, Aspergillaceae. Bases 1 to 891 code for a protein of 296 amino acids.